AUGGCAGAUUUUGAUAAUUUUAGGCAGCAAAUAAUAAACUCAAUUAAUAGAAUUCAAUUAGGUAUUUUAUGCAAAUUAAUUUAGAGAGAGGUGAUUAUAAUCAGAUUAUUUUGGACAGUGAGAAUAUAUUAAUGAAAAAUUGA
Paramecium primaurelia is the source of this 143-nucleotide messenger RNA. NCBI's taxonomy places the organism in Eukaryota, Ciliophora, Oligohymenophorea, Peniculida, Parameciidae. The record is from the annotation of a GenBank genome assembly.